Solanum verrucosum is the source of this 894-nucleotide messenger RNA. RefSeq lists its product as uncharacterized. Lineage: Eukaryota; Viridiplantae; Streptophyta; Magnoliopsida; Solanales; Solanaceae. The transcript is spliced from 2 exons. The record is from RefSeq and is a predicted model, not a curated record. Bases 1 to 894 code for a protein of 297 amino acids.
AUGUCGGGUUAUUCCAAAUUCAUGAAGGAGCUAGUCACCAAGAAGAGAACCAUGGACUUCGAGACAAUUAAAGUCUCUCAUAAUUGUAGUGCCAUUAUGACUAGCGAGAUGAUUACAAAGAAAGAAGAUCCAGGGGCAUUCACCAUACCAUGUACCAUUGGUAUACUUAAAUUUGUUAAAGCUCUAUGUGACUUGGGGGCAAGUAUAAAUCUAAUGCCCUAUGCAAUCUAUAAACAACUUGGGCUUGGUGAACCAAAAUCCACAACAAUGAGGCUUGUUAUGGUGGAUCGGUCGAUCAAGUACCCUGGUGGGAUACUCUAUGAUAUAUUGGUGAAGGUUGAUCGAUUCAUCUUUCUGGAUGAUUUUGUUAUUCUUGACUCAACCAGGAAAGUGCUAGUGGAUGUUGAAAGCGCGGAAUUGAUGUUCCGGGUGAACAAAGAUGAGGUCACCUUUAAUGUGUGCAAGUCAAUGAAACACCCGAGUGACAUUCAUGUGGUUACGACGAUUGAUGUAAUUAUUGAGGCGGUGGCUACUGUGAGCCAUAUAAUGUGCAUGAGUGAACCUCUUGAGGUUGUUCUUGCAAAUUAUGAUAAGACCAAAGUUCAAGGUUAUGAUGAAGUGGUAGUUGCUCUGUCAGGAUUAGGUGAAUACUCAAAGAACCCAUUGAAGCUAGAUAUUGAUCUAAAGUAUCGAGAAAAUCCUUCCACCAAACCAUCCACGGAGGAGCCACCAAAGCUUGAGUUGAAAGUGCUCCCCGCUCAUCUUCGAUAUGCAUUCUUGGGGACAAAAAACACCUUACCCGCAAUCAUUGCAGCUAACUUUCUUGAGUGGCAAGUAAGAUUUCUCCUUAAGGUGUUGAAAAUGUACAUAAGCUAUAGGGUGGACUAUCGCUGA